AAUUUAAAUUAUCCAUUGCUUAUGAUGAUCAACACGUUGACAAGUCAGAAGAAACCUUAUUCAAGUUGUCUAAGCUUAAGCUAUUUUAAUUCUGUUUCUUUGCUUAUAUAUAUACCCGUCUCUGAUAUGAAUAACAAGAAGGGAAAUAAACAGUUUUUGAUUAAUAUGUAUGUGACAAGGCCUCUCUCUCACUACAUAAGACUUCCAGAAUCUCUUUCAUUACCCCCUGAAGGUCCCAAUUCUGGUUAUUUAGUAAUACAAGAUGAAGAAUCUGAGACAUAUACAUGUUUUGGAUUGUGCAAGGACCGCUUCCUUGCAGACCUGCCGUUCCCUCAGAACAAGGAUCUAACCAUGCGAUAUUCAUCAGGGGCAGGCGAGCACGAGACUGUAUUUCAUGACGGUGUUUCCUUCAUUCCAGUCCUUAAUCUGCCAUUGUCUUCUAAUCGUUAUUAUGCGAUAAAGCCUCAUGGGAAUCAUAAAGGGGAAGCAUACACUUCUUCAAGGGAGGAAGACAUGGCCACUUGCUGUUUUUGCCGUUGCAUCCGAGAUGUAAAAUCAAGACCAUUGGAUCCAGAUGACAGGUAUCAGCAAUUUGAUAUUGCUCUUUAUGAAAAAAGUUGCAUUGCCAAGGGUCAUUUUUAUGCCAAGUCGGUAGCACCUGAUGGCUUCCCCCCUCACUUCUUGAGGAGAAAAGGGUGGCAAAUUUAUGGGAAAACUCCCAAAAACUACAAAUUAGGCGAAGCUCCAGGCCUCAAUGCUGCACUCCGAGCACGCCUGCCAGAAUUCAACUUCCCAAUGUCCUAUAAAAGCUCUGAAAGCGUCGUUGUGGGGAAAUGGUAUUGUCCUUUCAUCUUUAUCAAAGAUGGAAAUUUGAGAGAUCAAAUGAAAAGAUCGAUGUUUUAUGAGAUGACACUCGAGCAAAGAUGGGAGCAGAUUUUCGCAUCUGAGAAUAAUUCCAGAGAAGGGAACAGUGUGUUUGUCGAUGUUUCUGUUCAAACAAAAGUUGUCUCUGUUGUUCCUGGCAAGGAAGCCGUGUGGAAUGAGAGAGAGGUGGACGAUGGGGCGAUAUGGUUCAGGAAUUUUGGCAAUGUAGGAGAGGGAGUAAGUGUGGGAUUAAGGGUAGAAAUUGUUGAGAGAAUGAAAUGGGAGCAAGAAAGAGCAGGCUGGGUUGGUGGGGAAGACAGGCAAGCAAGGGUGAAGAGAGUGGAGGAGUUUGGAGGCAUUGGUGGAUGGAGAAAAUUUGGAUGCUAUGUGUUGGUUGAGAGGUUUGUGUUGAAAAGAAUGGAUGAAAGCUUGGUGAUGACUUGUGAUUUCAAGCACACUCAUCAGAUCAUAAGCAACUGGGAGUGAAGUUAUGUGUUAUCUUGUUUCAUACAUAUUCAAAAGCUCUGUGUGUGUUGUUUAGGGAAUGUCAAUGUUUUAGAGGCCUUGUUCUGGUUUAACUUCAAUUUUCAGUUCACUUAUUUAAGAUGAGAUUAUGUCAAUCUGUCAUUUGAAUUCUAAAUUUCAUUUUUUUUUCUUCGUAGUGUUGGCUUCAGAAACACUAAGUUGGUAAUAUAACUUGUGAUUCUAGGUCAAUGGGUAUGUAACCGAUAGUGAACAAUAUAUUUUAUACUAUACAAUGGUGUAAUCUUUCGUUGUUUGACCUUGACGCAUGAAAGUUACGAAGUUGCUUAGUUCAUAUUUUUCUUUCUUUUUUGUAUCUGAAUAG
Molecule: messenger RNA, 1711 nt
Organism: Ilex paraguariensis (yerba mate)
Lineage: Eukaryota; Viridiplantae; Streptophyta; Magnoliopsida; Aquifoliales; Aquifoliaceae
Source: the annotation of a GenBank genome assembly